AUGUUGCAGAGGGAUGAAGCACGCUACAGUCGAUUGGUUGCGAAGUCAGACGAGCCUGAGCCCUUCGUGCAAGUUGACGAAAACCACCCUGCCGCUCCCAAUAGUGCAAGAGUGUCCGUGCCUCACCGGCGCGUCUACAUCUACGUGAACGUCUUCUCGUUGUCAGGGAUUGAUACGGUGGCCCAGCAGUUUGACUGCCACUUCUUCAUUCGUGCGAUGUGGCAGGAGCCGGAGCCGGGUGAUGAAGAGUGGCAGCCAAACCUGGUCUUCAUGAACGCAGCAUCACCGGUUGAGCUCAGCGAAGUUGAAGUGGGCGUAUGUCCAUGGCGGAAAGGUCAAAGGGGAGAGAAGGUGAUGCAGUGGAGAGCUGACUGUCGAGGUACCUUCAGAGAAGGCUUCGAGUUGCAGCACUUUCCAUUUGAUGUCCAGGCCCUGACCAUCACUGUGAGUUGUAGCCGACCCUCUUCGGAGGUUACCCUCCUAGAAGACUGCUACACGGGUGCCAAGUCCAUCUUGCGCAACCAGUUCACCGUGAUGACCGACUUUGACCUUUCUGGCCCAUGGAUGCAAGGAGAAAUCGAUGAGGAGAUGAGAAGAUACCCUCUGCUUCACAUUUACUUCAUCGCGCAAAGGCGGGCCGCAUACUACAUGUGGAACAUCGCCUUGCCCAAUUUUCUCUUGAGCGUCUUGGUGUUCACUUCUUUUGCUAUUGCCGAAGAAGACCUGGCCGACCGGUUAAGCGUGACCUUAACCUUGGUAUUGACCUCGGUGGCCUUUAAGUAUAUGGUGGCUCAAGAGUUGCCUCGAAUCAACUACUUGACUUUGCUGGACAAGUACGUCCUGCUGAGCUUCGUGUUCUUGGCCCUGGUGGGGGUACAAAACACCUUGGCCGCCAUUGCGGACAGGGAGAGAAGCUUUCCCAUCGCUGAUGUUUCCAGGUAUGCGAUUGAGGCACUGUUUGUUCUGAUCCAUGUUCUGCUGGGAGCAUUGAGUUUGCACUACAUGUUUCUGGAAUGGAAGAAGCUGGUCAGACUGAAAGAAGGUCUGCUCACCAAUUGA
Messenger RNA from Symbiodinium natans, 1059 nucleotides. The record is from the annotation of a GenBank genome assembly. Lineage: Eukaryota; Dinophyceae; Suessiales; Symbiodiniaceae.